Diplodia corticola is the source of this 729-nucleotide messenger RNA. Its product is annotated as mynd domain. The record is from RefSeq and is a predicted model, not a curated record. The coding region runs from base 1 to 729 and encodes 242 amino acids. Gene Ontology annotation, molecular function: DNA-binding transcription factor activity, RNA polymerase II-specific. Gene Ontology annotation, cellular component: nucleus. Lineage: Eukaryota; Fungi; Ascomycota; Dothideomycetes; Botryosphaeriales; Botryosphaeriaceae. The transcript has a single exon. Gene Ontology annotation, biological process: regulation of transcription by RNA polymerase II.
AUGGCCGACAACAGCAACGAUACCACAUGCGCCAGCUGCGGCAAGGUCUCGGACGACCUCAAGCGCUGCGCCAAAUGCCACUCGGAGCGCUACUGCAACCGCGACUGCCAAAAAGCCCACUGGAAGACGCACAAAAAAGUGUGCGCCUCGCGCGCCGCCAAUGCCGCUCCGCCCACGGCAAAAAACCUCGACGUACCCAUCACCAACCCCUUCACGCGCCUCACGACCCGCACGUGGCUGCACGACCGCUCCGAGCGCGACACGUACAAGCUGCUGAUCGACGCCUACCGCAUGCGCAUGGACGACCAGUACAAGUUCGAGGGCGACAUCGAUGCCGACUGCGUCAUGGGCGGCGAGGUCGAGUCGAGCAUCGGCGGCUUCACGCGUUUCCUGCUCAAGCUGCACCGCGCCGCCCCCCAACUACUCCCGCCGUGGUGGACGCCCCAGAAAGAAGAGGCGUGCAAGAGCGCCGGCAUGCGCCACGGCGCGUGGGAGAGCCUGCGCGCCACGCCCGAGAAGGAAGACUUUAUCGAGCACUAUGGCGAUUCGCGCAUGCCCAUGCAGCUGCGCAUGUUUGCCGAGGCCGUCUAUGGAAGUGGGCCCGGCGGCCAGAGUGGGAAGAUGAUGAUGGAGAUGAUGGCGAGUACUGAGGAGGGCGGGGAGAGGAGUGGGGGGCAUGCCGACGUGCUUGAUACCAGCGCUUUUCUGGCUUCUUUCGCGGGUCGUUGA